CUUGUAACUACCUGCUGCCACCUUGAAACAACAGAGUACUUGCUACAUAAUGCCUCCAAAGAAGAAGAAGGUCCCCAAAAGAAUCCCCAUGGAAGAUUCUGCCAGCGAGAAUACAAAAAGGGCCACCAAGGCCCUCCGACCACUUCAACCUGUUGACCCUGUCGACCCUGAUGAGCUGCAGGACCCGCUGGCACCACCUGACGAGAUACCCAGAGAUUCAGACUCGGAUGCCAGCUCGAUGGGCCCUCCAGGAACUGCUGCACCCUCGAAAAAAAGAACCAUCCAGCGCAUCACCCGAAAACUCACCGAUGCCGAGGAAGUCGAUGUGAUAGAGUGGAUCCAGGCUAACCCCAGUAUUUUCAACAAGGCGCAUGCUGAUUACAAAAACACGAAGAAGCGGGACCAGUUGUUCGCCGACAAAGCCGACCAGCUUGGAGAGGGGUUGACCGGACAGGACCUAUACAAAUGGUAUCUUGGGCAGCGUACGGCGUUUACAAAGUUGAUCAAGCGUCCGGCCAGUGGCAGUGGUACAGUCUUGAUGACCGCCCGACAGCAGUGGGUGGUAGAGAGCAUGUCCUUCCUCAAGGGGCAUUGUACAUCGAUCCCCGUACGGAAAGGUGUGGAUUUGACUGCUGCCAGGAAGAAGCGGUACGGCGAUGCACCCUUACAGAACAUACCAGCCUCAGACCCAGCUGCACCAGAAGAUGCACCGUCUACACCUUCUACAGCUUCAGUCCACUCAGAUUCAGAUCUGCUAGAAGAGAGGGAAGCUGUAAGUAACCACAGAAUUUUUUCAGCAACUUUGAACAUAUGUAAAAUAUAAAUUGUCGAUCGCAUAUUGUAGCCAAAGUAUUAACUGGCCUGCAUAGCUCAGUGGAUAAUGCGCUUGCCGUGUAAUCCAUAGUUCGAUCCCGGGUCGGGGCACACACAUAUAUGCCAGUCAUAUUGCAGCAUAAUGCUGACUGACAAAUCAAGGCUACGUCCGGCAUAUUUUUCAAAUACAUCUACCAACAAAU
Mercenaria mercenaria is the source of this 1016-nucleotide messenger RNA. RefSeq lists its product as uncharacterized. Gene Ontology annotation, biological process: regulation of transcription by RNA polymerase II. The transcript has 3 exons. The record is from RefSeq and is a predicted model, not a curated record. Bases 50 to 823 code for a protein of 257 amino acids. Gene Ontology annotation, cellular component: nucleus; transcription regulator complex. NCBI's taxonomy places the organism in Eukaryota, Metazoa, Mollusca, Bivalvia, Venerida, Veneridae.